Messenger RNA from Colletotrichum higginsianum IMI 349063, 1284 nucleotides. Its product is annotated as Aminotransferase class-III. The record is from RefSeq and is a predicted model, not a curated record. Gene Ontology annotation, molecular function: pyridoxal phosphate binding; transaminase activity. NCBI's taxonomy places the organism in Eukaryota, Fungi, Ascomycota, Sordariomycetes, Glomerellales, Glomerellaceae. The transcript is spliced from 2 exons. The coding region runs from base 1 to 1284 and encodes 427 amino acids.
AUGACCACGGAACACAACAGACCUGUCGGGGCGGACGAGCCAGCGGUCAAGAUUGAGCAGCAACUCAAGGUAUGCGUCGAUAGAUAUGUUGCCGAGAACCCAGGGUCCGGCCAGGUCAACAGGAGCGCGUCCGGGUCGCUGCCAGGCGGGACGACGAGAUCCGUUCUCUACUACCAACCCUUCCCGCUGGCCUUCUCGGGCGGCCACGGCUGCCAUCUGACAUCGGUAGACGGCCACGAGUAUCUCGACUUUGUGUCCGAGUACUGCGCCGGCAUGUUUGGCCACUCGCACCCGGACAUCAUCGCCGCCGUCGAGAGCGUCACGAAGUCGGGCUUCACGCUGGGCGGGCCGACCCCCAUGGAGGGCGAACUGGGGGGGUUGCUCGUCGAGCGGUUCCCCAGCGUCGACGCCAUCCGAUUCUGCAACUCGGGGACUGAGGCGAACACGAUGGCGAUAGCUACGGCUCUGCACUUUAACGGGCGGAAGAAGGUUCUGGUUUUCGAGAAUGGGUAUCAUGGCGGCACGCUUUCCUUCUCGCACGGGAACCCGCUCAUUCUGCCUCAUGAAUUCGUCUACGGUCGAUACAACGACGUCGAGUCCACUCGGCCCAAGAUCACGCAAGACGUCGGGGUCAUCAUCGUGGAGCCGAUGCAAGGCGCGGCCGGCAUGAUCGCAGGAGACGCCGGGUUCCUCCGGUUCCUCAGGGACGAGGCGACGCGGAUCGGCGCCGUCCUCGUCUUCGACGAGGUCAUCACGUCGAGGCUGCACUACGGCGGCCUGCAGGAGCACCUGGGCAUCACGCCCGACAUGACCACCAUCGGGAAGCACUUUGGCGGGGGCUUCUCGUUCGGCGCCUUCGGCGGCCGCGGGGAGAUCAUGGCGCUGUACGACCCGCAGUCGCCGCGCAGCCUCUUCCACUCGGGGACGUGGAACAACAACGUCUUCUCCAUGACGGCGGGCGUCGCGGCGACGAAGCUGCUGUCGAGGGCGGCCCUCGAGAGGAACAACGAGCUGGGCGACAGGCUCCGCCGGGGGCUCGCCGCGGCCUUCGAGUCCAGAGACGCGUCCCAGGUCGUCACGCUCACCGGCUUCGGGAGCGUCAUCGGCGUGCACUUCAACGGGCCGUCGGCCGACACGCUGCGGGACCUCUUCUUCUUCUACCUGCUCGGGAAGAGGAUAUACGUCGGCCGUCGCGGGUUCCUUGCCUUGAACCUCACGCACGGGGAAGAGCACAUCCGGCGUGUGCUCGAUGCUGUUGGAGAGUUCUGCGACGAGGUGUUGUGA